GCGCGCGGGUCGCCAUGCCCCGGUCCCGCGGUAUCUCCCUCCCUUCUCUCCCUCUCUGCCGGAGAGCCGUCCGCCGUCAUGACAUAAGUAUGUGCACGCGUGGACCGCGAACACGCAGUGUUAUGAAAGAGGCGGCGCUGUCAGUUCCUGCGGCCGAGUUCAGCGUGGCGAGGCGACGCAGUGACGGAGGCGGGCGGCGCGGCCGGACACUUCGCAGCUGCGGGAUAUUGGCUCGACAAUGGCAACUCCCCAUCACUGAAGAACGUUGCUGCCCAACAGCCCCUCCUCCCUGCACCUUGACACAACUGCUUUCCACUUUACGUUUUCUCCCACCUCCUUCUUGUUCAAACAUGGACACCUCUGGAGACAGAACCUCCGCUCACGAUGGGCACCCCGACCCCAGGAGCAGCCCCAGUCGCUCGGACCUCAGCGGACUGUACCAUCUUGGUCGGACGUUGGGGAGGGGCCACUUUGCCGUGGUCAAGCUGGCUCGCCAUGUCAACACCAGGCAGCUGGUUGCCGUCAAGAUGAUUGACAAGACAAAACUCGAUGUGAUGGCUGCGAGUCACCUCUUACAGGAAGUGAGGUGCAUGAGGCUGGUUCAGCAUCCCAACGUGGUCCGCCUGUACGAGGUCAUCGACACGCCCACCACCCUCUACCUGGUGAUGGAGCUGGCCGAGGGGGGCGACCUCUACGACUACAUCCUGUGCCACGAGGGGGGCGUGGCCGAAGGCACCGCCAAGCGCCACUUUGCCCAGAUCGUACGCGCUGUGGCAUACUGCCACCAGCUUCACGUGGUGCACCGGGACCUGAAGCCCGAGAACGUGGUGUUCUUUCCUCAGCAGGGGGCAGUGAAGCUGACUGACUUUGGGUUCAGCAACUUAUUCCAACCCGGGACGAUGUUGGCCACCAGCUGUGGGUCGCUGGCGUACUCGGCCCCAGAGAUCCUGCUGGGGGAAGAGUAUGAUGCUCCAGCUGUGGAUAUCUGGUCUCUCGGGGUGAUCCUGUACAUGUUGGUGUGUGGAGCCCCUCCCUUCCAGGAAACCAACGACAGCGAGACUCUGGUCAUGAUCCUGGACUGCCGAUACCGCGUCCCAGAGCACGUCUCCCACGGCUGCAGAGGCCUGAUCUCCCGGAUGCUCCAGAAGGACCCGUCUUGCCGCGCCUCGCUUGAGGAGAUCGAGGCCCACGACUGGCUGCAGGGGCUUGACGACGCCCGGCUCAGCCCGGAGGCCCCGCCGUACUGGCUCUCGGGGGCCCUCUCCCCCAGCUCACCACGCUUGGGAGCACCUGAAUGUGGGGACCUACUGGCCGCGAAGCCCCCGCAUCAGCAGGCUUUCCCCGGCCCCUGGCAGCCCAGCCUCACCUUGACCCUGCGUCCGCCUCUGGCUGAAGAGCCUCCGGUCACCAGGAACCUACCGGCGCUACAGCAGAUCUGCGAAGAGGAAGAGGAGGAGGAUGAAGAAGAAGUGGAGGUGCAGGGCGUUUUGGCAAAGGAGGCUGAAUGCUUGGCGUCUUCGUUCGUAGCAGAGCCAGAAAAAGCAGUUGAAGAGACGCUGGACAGCGCAGGUGAUCAGGAGUGCAGGGAGGAGGACCCAGAAGAGGAAUUAGGAAGCUUCGUAGAGGUUCUCGAGGAGACAGAGGAGGAGCAGGAACAAAUGGAGAUAGAGGAGGAAGAUGGCGGCUGUGUGAUUUCAGACCAACCAUUGAAUCAUGGAGACAACACGGCAAGUCAAACGGCCAAAGUUCCUCCAUCGCCUCUGCCUGGUUUGGGGGUGCCGUGCUGCUGGGGGGCGGUGGGCCCCCUGAGUCCGGAGGAAGAAGAGAUUGAACCUAACAACAACACCAAGUCCUCCGGCUCCUCUCCCAGACUCGCACUGAACGAGGAGCAGGCGCUAAAAGCGGGACGAGAAGGAGAGCAAGAAGGGAGUACGGGGAAGGGCGGGGGGGACGUCACCCCGACGGACCGAUCUCAAGCCCACAGUGCACGGCCGGAGCAGGGGAAGAGGCACAGCAUAAAGCUGCACGAGAGGCUCUUUCAGUUCCCGCUGUGCGAGAAGGCCCUGGCCUUCAACAUGCCGACGCACAACAAGCCCAAGAUCCUGCCGCUGGCCCAGUACAACUGCUGCCACGUGCUAUGAGAGCCACAGGGUUUCAUACCUGCGAACACUCGCCUGGAGCGCCAGGCGAAGGCGAUCGGCGUGGCGUUGAGCCGGCGGUGGUGUGCAGCAGCAGUACCAGUAGCAGUAGCACCAGUAGUCGGAUAUCAGCAGAAAACUGUUACAUAACCGGUCCAACAGGGAGCGGGAGAAUGAAGAGCGGUAACAACAGGAAGAGAUGGAAAUGAACAUUUUUAAUAAUCUAUAGUCUUUUUUUGUUUUUUGUUUGAAAGGUGCCUAAAAUGAGUCGAUGGGUUUCUGCACAUGCAUGGCCACCAAGUUGUUUUGGUCGAAAAAACCCUCAAAAAGUCAGAAUGGUAUAGCACUCCGUAGAUUCAUGAUUUCAUAUUCUAUAAUAUAUGAAUUAGAACAAACUUUGAACCAGCUCGUGCUACAGAGCGGCACUCGUUUUCUCUUCCCUUUGCACAACCGGCUUCUCAAGGUUCAAAAGCUCUUAAUAUAAGCUAUUAUAGAAAGAUGGAGACUGUUAUAAUACAGUACGACGUGAAAUAUGAUGCUGUGUAAUAUAUGCCUAAGAAUAAGAUGAUGAUGUGAUUUUCUGUACUCUUAAGCCCUGAAGUUUAUUUGAUGUAAUGACGUGUCCUAACAUACUGUACUUAACUGUUAAACAGGAUCAUUGAUCGGGAUGCAGGUCUUCCAGUGUAUUUCAACGUGUUCUUUUUAUUCACACUGAAAUGUCGUAUUUGAUCACAACAGAUUUAUUUUGUGUGGGCAGAUGCAGAGACAUGUGACUCUGCAUGUUGUUACUGUUAUUUAUCACACUAUACCUCCACGUGUCUUGGCUGUGACAGGACGUGUUCCUGUGUUCCUGUAAGUACUUUGAGGUAAUCCACUCACGGAUGUACCUCACACAUCUACACGUCUACUGCAGCAGGUAGCUUUAUCGAGCUUUAGAUGUGUUGGGUCAUCUAGAGCGAAUGAUGUGACUCCUUACUGUAGCUGAGUCCCUUUGUGUGCUCAUACCUUUGUGUGGCUCUAUUUUCUCCUCUUUUGAGGCAGAGACAAGGAGUGAAACAUUUUGUUAGGUUAAGGAAGAUUCGUAAAAUUUCUUCUACAGUAAAGAGGGCGUACUCCAAUCAGGCGCUGCAGCCUCACAGGGACAACUAGUCGGAUUAUUACCGUGCAACCUUUGAUCCCUGGUUAUAUAAGCAGCGGGUGUCACGUCAAACAUGAAAUCCGUGCAGAGAAGGGAUGAAUACCCCAUUAUUUGUUCCUGUGUGAUUGCAUCCCUCCACCACCACCCCUCCACCCCCUCAGUGUGUCUGUGUCUACUGACCGGCAUUGUAACUACUACCACGUCUCCAUGGAGCUGUGAAUUUAUUUUUCUGUAUUUAAUUAUUCAAAAUGGAUUCAAUCAACAGGAUGAAUGUGUACGGUGUGCUGAUUUUAUAGAGCGUGACCAGUGAUGCUGCGCACACACACACACACAAGAAACUAAAUAUCCCCUUUUGAACAAGG
Messenger RNA from Gasterosteus aculeatus aculeatus (three-spined stickleback), 3638 nucleotides. RefSeq lists its product as uncharacterized. The record is from RefSeq and is a predicted model, not a curated record. Gene Ontology annotation, biological process: protein phosphorylation; intracellular signal transduction. Gene Ontology annotation, molecular function: protein serine/threonine kinase activity; ATP binding. Gene Ontology annotation, cellular component: cytoplasm. NCBI's taxonomy places the organism in Eukaryota, Metazoa, Chordata, Actinopteri, Perciformes, Gasterosteidae.